This is a messenger RNA of Leptinotarsa decemlineata (Colorado potato beetle), 1252 nucleotides long. Its product is annotated as piggyBac transposable element-derived protein 3-like. Lineage: Eukaryota; Metazoa; Arthropoda; Insecta; Coleoptera; Chrysomelidae. The record is from RefSeq and is a predicted model, not a curated record.
UGUUUUUGUGAAAUAUAUGAUGAUUAUAAUACGACAGUUAUCAUGGCGGGAACAUUACGCUCCACCAAAGCUUUCUUUGACCCUGAAAAUCCAAAGGAUGCGGAUAUAUUAUUAUCACUUUUGGAUGAUGACGAUCUGGAAAAGGAAUAUGAGAAGGUUUUGAGCUCUUUAGGUCAGUUUUCCGACACCGAAGCUGACAGUGACCAGGAAAUUGAAACAACGUUCAAUGACAUACCAGCUAUUUCAAGGGUGGUAGGAAGCGAUAUUGAGCUUAUACCCGAGACAAUUGCGUUACCAGAAAGAGAACAGAACGAGAGCAGCAAAGUAAUGAAAGAUACCAAGAAAUUGGAUAUAAACUGGAAGAAAGGAUCUUUUCUAAAGUACAAAUUUAUAACAGGAAACAUAGGAACAGAAAAUAAUGACAAUUCUGAAAACAAUUUGGUAAAAUAUCCAAUUGAAUAUUUUUUUCGAUAUUUACCCGAUAGUAUAUUUUCAAAAAUUUCCGAAAUGACGAACAUCUACGCCCUCCAACAAGGUAAACACUUCAAACCAGGCGAUACUGAAGAAAUAAAAAGUCUUUUUGGCCUACACAUUAUGAUGUCUUGUCUGAGAUACCCAAGGGUACGCAUGUACUGGGAUAAAACGCUGCGACAGAGUUUUUAUUAUGACACCAUGAGCAGAGACCGUUUUUUCCAACUGCGUACUAACCUACAUGUUGUCAAUAAUUUAGAAAGACCAGCUAGGAACGACGAUAGAAUGUUCAAAGUAAGACCUUUAUUUGAUAGCAUUAGAAAAAGAUGUCUUGAGCUGGAAUUGGAAAAAAAAUAUGUGUGUUGAUGAGCAAAUGGUGGCAUUUACUGGAAAACUCUCUAUUAUACAAUACGUAAAAGGUAAACCUUGCCCGUGGGGUAUGAAAAUAUUUGUAUUGUGUGGUAGUAGUGGUCUUGCUUAUGACUUUGUUAUCUAUCAGGGAUCUACAACCGAACUUGACAAACCAAUGUUGGGAAAGUUUGGUCUAGGAGCUACAAUUGUUCUAAAACUAUCUGAUCGUAUUCAAGCGGGAAGUUUUUUAUAUUUUGAUAAUUACUUUACCAGUUACAAUUUGCUGGAAAGUCUACGUCAGAAACAUAUACAUGCGGUCGGAACUGUGAGAGUCAAUCGUUUCAGUAAACCACCACUAAGCCAAGAUAAUAUUUUUACAAAAAAAUACAGAGGAUACAGUGAAGAGGUCGUAAGUGAAGAUGGCAUAGUU